AUGAGUUACUCGCCACAACCACCACCACGAAGCUAUAACAGCACAUUGAACGUUGAUUGUAUUGAUGGUGUGUAUAGAUCAACACAGCAAGUUAGCCCAUUGACCAAGCAAGUCAACCAUUUGGCGUAUGAGAUUCCCAAAAAUAAGUACGCCCAAAACCCGUGGAAUUAUGCUCCCGAAUUCUUAAAAGUUUUUGGAGAUGUGAAAGUCCAUGUUGGCGGAAGAGCGGUUUUCGAUUGCGUCGUGCUGGGAAGUCCAAGACCAAAAGUUUGCUGGCUUUUUAACGAAGACAAAAUUCGAUUCACCGACGUGAUCAUCGAGGACACCGCAGAUAUCUGCCGACUCACCAUUCCAUACGUUCAACCCUAUCACUACGGCACAUUCACAGUACUUUGCGAGAACGAGGUCGGACGUGCUACUGCUCAAGGCGAACUCAUGCCUCUAUAUGAAUGA
Molecule: messenger RNA, 453 nt
Organism: Caenorhabditis bovis
Lineage: Eukaryota; Metazoa; Nematoda; Chromadorea; Rhabditida; Rhabditidae
Source: the annotation of a GenBank genome assembly